CUUUGACUGAAAUGCAAGUCCAAAGAUUAACACUUUAAAUUCUCCCAUUUGUUGUUGUGGAGCUCUGAAAGUGGUAGCCAUGGAAACUCUGAGAGUUUCAUCUGUUCCAUCAUUACAAAUUCCAUCUAAAUUUGAUAAAACCCAAUCAAAGAAACUCACUUUCUUGGGUUUUAAUCAAUCACCCAGUUCAUCUUUCUCAUUGGUUCAAAGAUACAAAGCAACAUUCAAGGCAUCCUCUAUUGCAGUUGACACUGAAACCCCAACUGCACCAGAAGCUGAAACUCACACCCAAGAUGACAAAUUUGACUGGUAUGCCCAUUGGUACCCAUUGAUGCCAGUCUGUGACCUUGACAAGAGAGUCCCACAUGCAAAGAAAGUUCUGGGUAUUGAUGUGGUGGUGUGGUGGGACAAAAAUGAAAGUGCAUGGAAGGUGUUUGAGGAUGCAUGUCCUCACAGAUUGGCUCCAUUGUCUGAAGGGAGGAUUGAUCAGUGGGGAAGGUUGCAGUGUGUUUAUCAUGGCUGGUGUUUUAAUGGCUCUGGUGACUGCAAGUUCAUUCCUCAAGCACCUAAGGAUGGCCCUCCGAUUCACACUUCCAAGAGAGCAUGUGUAGGUACUUAUCCAAGUACCGUGCAGAAUGGAAUGGUGUGGUUCUGGCCAAGUUCUGAUCCUCAAUACAAAGAUAUUCUUGCAGAGAAAAAGCCUCCCUACAUACCGGAAAUAGAUGAUCCAUCAUAUGCUAGCUUGAUGGGUAAUAGGGAGAUACCUUAUGGGUACGAGGUCUUGAUUGAAAAUCUUAUGGACCCUGCUCAUGUUCCAUAUGCACAUUAUGGAAUAAUGCAAACUCGACAACCCAAAGAAAAAGCUGAUAGAGAAGGGGGCAGACCAUUGGACUUGCAUAUUCGUAAGUUAGACAUAAAUGGUUUCAUCGCAGAGCAGAAUCCAGGUCACAGUAGAUUUCUGCCGCCAUGUGUGUUUUGCGUUUCUAUCUUUAGUCCCAUUGACCAUGUUAACGGGGCUGCAGCAUCCUCACCUGGAACUGAAAAGCUGAGCAAUGAAAAGGUAUCAUCCCUCCAAAAGGGCCAAAAGGAAGCUCUGUUAAUUUUUAUCUGUGUUCCAGUUAGUCCAGGUAAUAGCAGAUUGAUAUGGACUUUCCCAAGAAACUUUGGAGUUUGGAUUGACAGGAUUGUUCCACGAUGGAUAUUUCAUGUUGGACAAAACCUGAUUCUGGACUCAGAUUUAUAUUUGCUUCAUAUUGAGGAACGUAAGAUAAUGGAUGUCGGCCCUACCCAGUGGCAGAAAGCCUGUUUUGUGCCAACAAAGUCAGAUGCGCUUGUUGUUGGUUUCCGAAAGUGGUUAAACAAGUAUGCGGGUGGUCAGGUGGAUUGGAGAGGCAAGUUCACUGGGGCUCUUCCGCCCACUCCUCCUAAAGAACAGUUGUUGGACAGGUACCGGUCUCAUGUGCUCAACUGCAGCAGUUGCAAUGCUGCCCACAAAGCUCUAGGCAUGCUUGAAGUCGUAUUGCAGGUCCUCUCCUUUGGUUUAUUAGGUAUUGUUGCUGCAAUCAAGCAAGGAGUACUAUCAUCAAUGGUUGCAAGAACUGCGCUAGUUGCAACAGCUCUACUAUGCUUUGCAGGAUCAAAAUGGUUGGCGCAUUUUAUCUACAAAAACUUUCACUUUCACGACUACAACCAUGCCCUUGUGUAAGAUUGAUGCUCCGGCUAACUAGUUACCAUAAGGAAACUUUCCAUACGAGGUGCAAUGUAAUUAGAAUAAGAUAUACUGGACGCAUGUAACCAAACUUGGUUGAAUACAAGUAUAUAUAUGGUUGUAAGAGAAUGAUCAUGUGAAUGAGGAAUCUACUCUCUGAAAUUCUUUACAAAGAUCAUGUUAUAUAUUCAUUCUAAUUCAAGAC
Fragaria vesca subsp. vesca is the source of this 1913-nucleotide messenger RNA. RefSeq names its product protochlorophyllide-dependent translocon component 52, chloroplastic-like. Gene Ontology annotation, molecular function: chlorophyllide a oxygenase activity; 2 iron, 2 sulfur cluster binding. The transcript is spliced from 7 exons. The record is from RefSeq and is a predicted model, not a curated record. Lineage: Eukaryota; Viridiplantae; Streptophyta; Magnoliopsida; Rosales; Rosaceae. Bases 80 to 1705 code for a protein of 541 amino acids.